AUGGCUGCCCAUACAAUGCCCCCGGUCUUAACCAUCAAGACGACUGACCUGCCCCUGUCUAGUUUUCCCGAUUACAUAGACCCUUUCGAGUCUUCUGGUGACACAUACGUCGACGACAUCAUGGCGUCUCCUGUGGCAUCGAGUCCCUCCAGCAAGCUCUUUGAGAAGCUUAGAGCUGACCCUGAGCGUCACCCCUCUCCCCAGCCAACACACUUCAGCGUCCCUGUCCUAUCAAGGGCCAAUGGCAAUGGACACAGAGUUAUGCGGUCGGCUACGGUCGGAUAUGUCGCGCCAGAGUUCAAGGGGAAGGCAGAACAAAUGAAGCAGGUCAACGCAGAGAUCAACAAAGCCGGCUGGAUUCCGGAGAAGCUUGUUGAUGCUCAGAUUGCCUGGUUCUACAAUGAGCUAGGCAUCGACGAUGUCUACUUCCAGCUUGAGAGACCUAAUGUCAUCGCCGAUCACAUCUCUUCGCUCUACGCUGCCAAGGUGGCGGCUUACUCCAGGGAAGACAAGAGGGAAGAGAUCCGCCUCGACAUGGAAGCCAGUGACCAUGCCAUCUACAUCGACACAAGUGAGCCAGGCAAGAGCGCCAUCGGUGGCCCGCGCUACGAAGGCAGGUUGGAGUCUAAGUACCUCGAUGGCACCGACACCAGCAAGCGAUUCCGUGUCGAAACCUUCCGUUCUCCUGGCGUGCUUGGCGACAAGUCCGAUUCGAAGGCUUCUCUACGCUGCUAUUUCGUAUACCAGUGUCAGUUUGUAGAUCCUAAAGCCGACCCUCAUGAGGCCCGCCUGGAAGUUAUUAGCGACCGGAUGUUCCUUGCCAAGGCGACCAAAAACACGAAGCAGAUCUACCAAGAAAUCAUCGAGCUGGCUGUCAACCGUACCGGCCCCGUGAUUGAAGUCUUUGAUAUCGAAGGCUCUCAAGAGAAGCGCCUGGUCGUUGCUUUCCGCUCGCGAACGGCCCGAGGUCUCUUCAGCGCCCUGUCUGACCUAUACCACUACUAUGGUGUCACCAGCUCCCGAAAGUAUGUCGAGCAAUUCUCCAAUGGCAUCACUGUCAUCAGUAUCUACCUCAAGCCUGCUACCAACCUAGAGGCCAAGUAUCCUCCUCUUGAGCAGUCCAUUCAUCAAAUCACCAAGGAAAUUUCUCUGCUGUACUGCAUUCCUCAGAACAAGCUUCACACCCUGUUUGCGUCGGGGGAGCUCAGCCUCCAGGAAGCUAUCUAUGGACACUGCGUGUGGGUCUUCGUCCAACAUUUCCUCAACCGUCUGGGCACAGAAUAUGCUUCGCUUUCUGAAGCACUCGACCGGAAGAACCCCGCGCAUGCAGAAAUCCUGUCGAAGCUGAAGCGGCGUCUGCGCACGGAGACGUUCACGCCAGACUACAUUCUCGAGAUCAUCACCUCGUAUCCCGGUCUUGUACGUGCGUUGUACGCCUCGUUCGCCAGCGUCCACUUGAGUGUCGGCCCUGGCUUUGAACGCCACUUUAUUGCACCUACACCAGCAGUCGAGGUCUUGUCGGACGCAAAGCUCAAGGACAGAAUCACUCGAGAAGUCUCCAAUGAGCACGAAGAGAUGGUCAUGACUGCCUUCCGCGUCUUCAACAACGCCAUCCUGAAGACCAACUACUUCACCCCGACCAAGGUGGCUUUGAGCUUCCGCCUUGAUCCCUCGUUCCUACCCUCUUUCGAGUACUCAAAGCCCCUCUUUGGCAUGUUCCUUGUCAUCACAUCCGAGUCUCGUGGGUUCCAUCUUCGUUUCAAGGACAUUGCCCGAGGCGGUAUCCGCAUUGUCAAGUCUCGCAGCAAAGAGGCGUACGCCAUCAAUGCCCGCAACCUCUUUGAUGAAAAUUACGGCCUAGCCAGCACGCAGCAGCGCAAGAACAAGGACAUCCCCGAAGGCGGCUCCAAGGGCGUCAUUCUUCUUGAUCCCAAGCAGCAGGACAAGGCGGCAGAGGCUUUCGAGAAGUACAUUGACAGUAUUCUGGACCUGCUCCUCCCUGCUCAGACGCCAGGAAUCAAGAACCCGAUUGUUGACCUGUACGGGAAGCAAGAGAUCAUCUUCAUGGGCCCGGAUGAGAACACUGCCGACCUUGUUGAUUGGGCUACCGAGCAUGCUCGAAGCCGUGGUGCGCCAUGGUGGAAGUCGUUCUUCACCGGCAAGUCACCCAAGCUCGGUGGCAUCCCGCACGACUCUUACGGCAUGACAACCUUGUCAGUCCGCGAGUACGUCAAGGGUGUGUACCGCAAGCUGAACUUGGAUCCUUCCAAGGUCAAGAAGAUGCAGACUGGUGGUCCGGAUGGCGACCUUGGCAGCAACGAGAUCCUGCUCAGCAAUGAGAAGUACACCUCCAUCGUUGACGGCUCCGGUGUCCUUGUUGACCCCAAUGGAAUUGACAAGGAGGAGCUCACUCGCCUUGCCAAGCAGCGGGUUAUGAUCGCUCAGUUCGACAUGUCCAAACUGUCAAAGGAUGGCUUCCGCGUACUCUGCGACGACAUGAACGUCAAGCUCCCCACCGGAGAAUUCGUUGCCAACGGCACAACGUUCCGCAACACGUAUCACCUGCGUGACACGGGCCUAACGGACAUGUUCGUCCCGUGUGGUGGCCGGCCGGAGUCGAUCGACCUCGUUUCUGCGAACAAGCUCAUCAAGGAUGGCAAGGCGGUCAUUCCAUACAUCGUGGAAGGUGCCAACCUCUUCAUUACCCAGGACGCCAAGUUGCGCCUUGAGUCUGCGGGCUGCGUUCUUUUCAAGGACGCCAGCGCCAACAAGGGCGGUGUGACUUCGUCCUCUUUAGAGGUCCUUGCGUCGCUCUCCUUUGACGACGAGGGCUUCGUCACGCACAUGUGCCACGACAAGAGCGGCAAGGCGCCCGAGUUCUACCAGGCAUACGUCAAGGAAGUCCAGGCCAAGAUCUGCGACAACGCGCGCCUUGAGUUCGAGGCCAUCUGGCGCGAGCACGAGCAGACCGGCGUCGCCCGUUCCGUACUGUCCGACAAGCUGUCCGUCGCCAUCACGACUCUGGACGAGGAGCUCCAGCACUCCGACCUGUGGAAGAACGAGCGCAUCCGCAAGGCGGUGCUCAAGGACGCGCUGCCGAAGCUGCUGCUCGACAAGAUCGGUCUCGAGACGAUCAUCGAGCGCGUUCCGGAUACGUAUCUCUGCGCUAUCUUCGGCAGCUACCUGGCCAGCCGAUUCGUCUACGAGUUUGGCAGCCAGCCGAGCCAGUUUGCUUUCUACGACUUCAUGUCCAAGAGAAUGUCCAAGAUCUCCGAGUAG
Molecule: messenger RNA, 3279 nt
Organism: Phaeoacremonium minimum UCRPA7
Lineage: Eukaryota; Fungi; Ascomycota; Sordariomycetes; Togniniales; Togniniaceae
Product: putative nad-specific glutamate dehydrogenase protein
Exons: 3
Coding region: 1-3279 (1092 amino acids)
Cellular component (GO): mitochondrion
Molecular function (GO): L-glutamate dehydrogenase (NAD+) activity
Source: RefSeq, a predicted model, not a curated record